UCUUCUUCUUCACACUCACUCACAUCUUCAGUCUUCACAUCAUAUUCUCAGCUUAUUACUUUUUCAAUUCUCAAUUUCUCAAUCUUUAGUAGUCAGUAAACACCUCAACUGAGAUUACAUCCUCAAAUUUGUCAUGGCCUCUUUAGUUUCCACACACCUGUUACUACAGCUAGUUCUAGUAAUCUCUUUCUUCCAAUUCAACUUAGCAGCAAGGAGACUUGCUGAUUCAGCUGAAACCCAACAGCCUUUGCUCUUCCAAUACCACAAUGGUGCUCUUCUUUCUGGAAAAAUCUCCAUCAAUCUCAUCUGGUACGGCAAAUUCAAGCCCACACAAAGAGCUAUUAUCUCAGAUUUCAUUGCCUCUCUUUCUACUUCCACACCCACAAAAGCCCAACCCUCAGUUGCCACCUGGUGGAAAACCACUGAGAAAUAUUACCACCUAAUUAACUCCAAGAAGACCUCCAAUCUUGUGCUCUCAAUGGGUACCCAGAUCAUUGAUGAGACUUACUCCUUAGGAAAAUCACUCUCAAAUCAGCAAAUAGAACAGUUGGCAUCAAAGGGUGCCCACAAAAAUGCAAUUAACGUGGUUUUGACAUCAGAUGACGUGGCAGUUGAAGGUUUCUGUAUGAGCAAAUGUGGUACCCAUGGAUCUUCAAAGGGUGCAUCAGUUCAAGGCAAAAGCUAUAAAUUUGCUUACAUUUGGGUUGGAAACUCGGAGACUCAAUGCCCAGGUCAAUGCGCGUGGCCAUUCCACCAGCCCAUCUAUGGACCCCAGAGCCAACCUUUGGUUGCACCCAACAACGAUGUGGGUCUAGACGGGAUGGUCAUCAACCUGGCUAGCCUCUUGGCUGGUACAACUACGAACCCAUUUGGAAAUGGCUACUUUCAAGGACCAAAGGACGCACCAUUAGAGGCUGCAUCAGCUUGUCCUGGUGUGUAUGGCAAGGGGGCUUACCCUGGCUAUGCUGGGGACCUCUUGGUGGACCCAACGAGUGGUGCUAGCUAUAAUGCAAAUGGUGCUAAUGGACGGAAAUACCUGCUACCUGCACUCUUUGACCCUUCUACCAAAUCAUGUUCAACUCUGGUGUAGGAAUAAUUAGGAAACGUGCCUACACGUUAUUGUAUACAAAAUUACCAAUAUGUUAGACCUGUAGAAUCAAAAGAUUGAUUAAUUCUUUUAUUUGAUUUAUUUAUUGUAUUAUCUUUAAAUAUUUAAAAUGCAACAAUAUCUUUUUAUAUCA
This is a messenger RNA of Quercus robur (English oak), 1241 nucleotides long. Its product is annotated as protein PHOSPHATE-INDUCED 1-like. NCBI's taxonomy places the organism in Eukaryota, Viridiplantae, Streptophyta, Magnoliopsida, Fagales, Fagaceae. The transcript has a single exon. Bases 134 to 1090 code for a protein of 318 amino acids. The record is from RefSeq and is a predicted model, not a curated record.